UUCUCUCUUCUUCCCCCCAAUCCCUUCAAACAUCAAACGCGCUUCAUCCUCAUCAGCCUCGAUUCAAGAGGUACCUUCUCCGAUUCAGAUGAUCGAAUAUCUCAGAUUCGUGCCAUUGUUACGUUUCUUUCACAUCUAGGGUCGAUUUUAGUUGUGGGUUUUGCGAGCUUAAUUCUCGAAAAGCCAUCCUCUAUAAUCUUCUGCUUGGUUGAUCCAAAGUGUUGCUUUUGAGCUAGACAGACCCACUUAAGAUGAAACCGCUUUAGAAUUUGGAACUCGAGGAGCAUUUGUGCUGCUAGGAUGGGUGUGAAGCAGGCUCUAAAGAGCAUCGAUGCGUUCCCAAGAGCAGAGGAUCAUCUGCUUCAGAAAACACAAUCUGGUGCCGUUGUAUCCAUUGUUGGGCUCCUUAUAAUGGUUACGUUGUUCUUGAGCGAGCUCAGUUACUAUCUUAACACCCUUACGGUGCAUCAGAUGUCAGUGGACUUAAAGCGUGGAGAAACUCUUCCAAUUCAUGUCAAUAUGACGUUCCCAUCUUUGCCUUGUGAUGUAUUGAGCAUGGAUGCUAUCGACAUGUCAGGGAAGCAUGAAGUGGAUCUUGAUACAAACAUUUGGAAGCUCCGUCUCAACAGUCAUGGUCAUAUCAUUGGCACAGAAUAUAUAUCUGAUCUUGUUGAAAAGGAGCAUGAUCACUCAUCUCACAAGCACGAUGGCAAAGACGAAGACAAGAAUGAGACGGAAGCUUUGAAUCUACUCGGCUUUGAUCAAGCUGCUGAGACGAUGAUUAAAAAGGUGAAGCAAGCAUUGGCAGAUGGAGAAGGAUGCCGGGUUUAUGGUGUCCUAGAUGUACAACGGGUUGCUGGAAACUUCCACAUUUCAGUUCACGGGCUGAACAUCUACGUUGCUCAAAUGAUAUUUGGAGGAUCCAAAAACGUAAACGUGAGCCAUAUGAUUCAUGAUCUAUCGUUUGGGCCGAAGUACCCUGGAAUUCAUAACCCACUUGAUGACACAAACCGAUAUCUGCAUGACACCAGUGGAACAUUCAAAUACUAUAUUAAGAUUGUUCCAACAGAAUAUAGAUAUCUUUCGAAAGACAUACUGUCAACGAAUCAGUACUCUGUAACUGAAUAUUACACACCUAUGAACGAAUUCGAGCGGACAUGGCCAGCCGUCUACUUCUUAUAUGAUCUGUCACCUAUCACUGUAACCAUCAAGGAAGAACGCCGUAGUUUUCUCCACUUGAUCACACGGCUUUGCGCUGUAUUAGGGGGUACCUUUGCUUUGACAGGAAUGCUAGAUCGUUGGAUGUUCCGUUUGAUAGAAUCUUGGACCAAGAAACCGAGUAGCAGAAGCAUACACAAGUGAAAGUGAGAGGAGCAAGGAUGAUGGAAGAAAGAAGAAUCUCUCAAACCCCACCAAUACAUGUAAUUUACCUUGUGAGACAACGCCCACCAGAGAUUCCAAGAAACUCCAGGGCAUUGACUGUGCAUGUUUCUUAGUCUUUUUGAGCCUUUAUUUUCCUCUCCUAUAUGUAUUUUACUACCCUGGUCAUAGAAUUAUAUGUAAUUUUAUACACUUUGCGUCUUGGCCCCUUUUUAAGCAUAUCUUCUAACUUC
Molecule: messenger RNA, 1613 nt
Organism: Eruca vesicaria subsp. sativa (arugula)
Lineage: Eukaryota; Viridiplantae; Streptophyta; Magnoliopsida; Brassicales; Brassicaceae
Source: the annotation of a GenBank genome assembly